This is a messenger RNA of Leptinotarsa decemlineata (Colorado potato beetle), 885 nucleotides long. Its product is annotated as ribosomal RNA small subunit methyltransferase NEP1. Gene Ontology annotation, cellular component: nucleus; small-subunit processome. The record is from RefSeq and is a predicted model, not a curated record. Gene Ontology annotation, molecular function: rRNA binding; rRNA (pseudouridine) methyltransferase activity. Gene Ontology annotation, biological process: rRNA base methylation. Lineage: Eukaryota; Metazoa; Arthropoda; Insecta; Coleoptera; Chrysomelidae.
UCUAUGUCUCAUUGUCUCAAAGAAGUAAAGACAAAAAGAAGAAGAAGUACUUCUUUUUUCAGGUUCAAUUUGAGGUUGAAAUAGGUGUUCUCAGUUUUGUUUUUCCUGUCUUAUAAUCUAACUGCAGAAAAAUGGGAAAAAAGCGAAAAUUGAAAGAAUCGAAAGAGGAUGAGUUUGAAUUUGAUCCUAUACCGAAACAUUUGGUUGUUGCACAUUUAAAGAAUCAAGAAAAACGUUUGAUAAUUAUAUUGGAAGGUGCCCAACUGGAAAGUGUUAAGGUAGGGAAUAAAUUUGAAUUACUGAAUUGCGACGAUCACACACAUGUUUUGAAAAGUAACAAACGUGAUGUAGGAUCUUGUCGUCCUGAUAUAACUCAUCAAUGUUUGUUGAUGCUGUUUGAUAGUCCAUUGAAUAGAGCAGGUUUAUUGCAAGUUUAUAUACAUACUGCUAACAAUGUAUUAAUAGAAAUAAAUCCACAGACGAGGAUCCCUAGAACUUUUAAAAGGUUCGGUGGCCUUAUGGUACAACUUUUACACAAAUUUUCAAUAAGAGCAGAUGGUGGGCCGAAACUGAUGAAAGUAAUAAAAAAUCCUAUCACAGACCAUCUUCCAGUUGGUGUUAAAAAAAUAGCCAUGUCUUUUUCCUCGAAAGAAAUUCAACCUUGUCGAGAGUUGGUGCCAAAAACUGAAGAACCAAUCGCCAUAGUUGUAGGUGCAAUGGCUAGAGGCAGUGUUAAUGUCGAUUAUACCGAGGAUACUAUAUCAAUCAGUAAUUAUCCAUUAUCAGCUGCAUUGACAUGUACUAAACUUUGCUCAGCAUUUGAAGAAGCAUGGAAUGUAGUUUAAGAGGUGAUUUUGUUAGUAAAUAACUGUUUUUUUAUUGUUU